This is a messenger RNA of Tupaia belangeri chinensis (Chinese tree shrew), 1568 nucleotides long. RefSeq names its product pannexin 3 (gene PANX3). Gene Ontology annotation, cellular component: plasma membrane. Gene Ontology annotation, biological process: monoatomic cation transport; positive regulation of interleukin-1 production; cell-cell signaling. The record is from RefSeq and is a predicted model, not a curated record. NCBI's taxonomy places the organism in Eukaryota, Metazoa, Chordata, Mammalia, Scandentia, Tupaiidae. Gene Ontology annotation, molecular function: wide pore channel activity.
AUUUAGGGCCCGCGUCCGCUCCUCAUGUGACACCCAGGGACUGGGCUGCAGCGGGCACCCCGAAGCCAGAGCCGGAGCCGCCACCACAGCCAUCAGGGCUCCUCUCUGGCCUCUCACCACGCUCAGCCGCACCAUGGCUCUCGCGCGCACGGCCGCACAAUACAUGCUCUCCGACGCCCUGCUGCCUGACCGCAGGGGCGCCCGCCUCAAGGGCCUGCGCCUGGAACUGCCCCUGGACCGCGUGGUCAAGCUGGUGGCCGUGGGCUUCCCCUUGCUGCUGGUGUCCCUGGCCUUCGCUCGGGAGUUCUCCUCCGGACCUCCGGUCAGCUGCUUCUGUCCUGCCAACUUCAGCACAAGGCAGGCCGCCUACACCGACAGCGCCUGCUGGGACUCGCUAGUGCACCACGAGCCCGGGAUGCAGCACAGCACAUCGCUCUGGCCACACAAGGCCCUGCCCUACUCCCUGCUGGCCCUGGCUGUGGCCAUGUCCCUGCCAGCUGUGCUGUGGCAGUGUGCGGCGGUGCCCGCCCUGGGCUCGGACCUGCUGUUCAUCAUCAAUGAGCUGGACAAGUCCUACAACCGCUCUGUCCGCCUGGUGCAGCACCUGCUGAAGACGCGGCAGGAGAGCCCCAACCCCCACGUCUUCUGGGACGAGCUGGACAAAGCUCGGAAGCAGCGGUACUUCGAGUUCCCUCUGCUGGAGCGGUACCUGGCAUGCAAGCAGCGCUCACACUCGCUGGUGGCCACCUACCUCCUGAGGAACGUGCUCCUGCUCCUCCUCACCUCCGCCACCUACCUGUACCUGGGCCACUUCCACCUGGGUGUCUUCUUCCAGGAAGAAUUCAGCUGCUCCAUCAAGACGGGGCUGCUAAGCAAAGAGACCCAGGUCCCCGAUCUGAUCACGUGCAGGCUGACCUCCCUGUCCAUCUUCCAGGUGGCCAGCCUGGCCAGCGCGGCCGUGUAUGCCCUACUGGUGCCACUGAUCAUAUACAACCUCACCCGGCUAUGUCGCUGGGACAAACGUCUCCUGUCCGUCUAUGAGAUGCUCCCACUUUCGACCUCCUCAGCAGCUUUCGACCUCCUCAGCAGGAGGAUGCUGGGGUGCCCCAUCAAUGACCUCAACAUGAUCCUGCUAUUCCUCCGCGCCAACAUCUCUGAGCUCAUCUCCUUCAGCUGGCUGAGUGUCUUGUGUGUGCUGAAGGACACGACCUCCCAGACACAGAACAUAGACACGGUGGUGGACUUCAUGACUCUGCUGGCCGGCCUGGAGCCCUCCAAACCAACACAUCUCACCCACUAGGUGUGUCGGACACCUCCAGUCAAUGCGUCAUGGAGGAAGCUUCCCUCCUCCACGAGCCACAGAUACCAAUACACGAAACCACCCACUUGGGGAUCACUAAGCAGAAGCCGCCCAGUCACACUCCCUGUGUCACAUCCCCCUUGGGGUGAGACGGCACCUUCAGCUCAAGCUGCAGGCCAAAGACCUAAAAGUGGGUCUAGAGUGUCUAUGACAAGAGUGAACUAAAGAACAGAAAUAAAGGGGACCAGCAGUUGGCGUAAUGGCUAUG